UCUCAACGUUCGCAUCCAACUAACUGAUCUCCAUCAAAAACAUCACAUCCCGUUUCGGCUGCUUAUCCUCAAAGCUCCGUUGCAAUCAUGUCUCUCGUCGACGACCACACUGAUCACACUGAGCACAACGAGCUCAAGAAGGUCGAUUCCGCCAUUGGUGGCUUGUCGAUAUCCCCCAAGGAUGAAAAAGCAUCCGACAAGGCUGAGAAGGCAGACAAGAAAGCUCACAGACGCACCUCGUCCCAGGCCGAAGGUGUGUACAACAUCAAGGAGCUUGAAGAGAAACGCAUUGAGAUUACUCUGCCCAUCGAAACACAGAAGACGGGAUGGAAGCUGAACACUUCACCGUCAACAAUCGAGGACAAGGACAUCCUCAAACUUCACCUAGUGAACCCGCCGGUGAAGAAGAUUGACCUUCAUUUCCCUCUAGGGUUGGAAGUAACAGCCCGCAAUCUCAAGGGCGUGACAAUCAAGGAUGCGCUGGACGCAAUCUACAAGCAGUUCAAGAAGAAGGCUGAUGACGAAUUGGACAAGCCCUACCUCGCUGGCUUCGAGUGGGACAAGGAAGAGUGCUGGACACGUCUCAUUGUUCACCAGACAAAGCAGGGCCCUCCUGCUCAGUCGUCAGGCAAGAAGUCCAAGAAGAAGGCCAAGGAAGAAGCGUAGAUUGGCGGUCUUGUGACCAAUCGUCAACAUUCGCACAUGCGGUACUGUCUCUCCUUACGGUCAUUCCGUGGACUCUUACGAGCUGACAAUGCUUCGUCUGUUGUCCUGCCUCUUCUUGAGCUUUCCAAUGGUUGCAGACUUUAGAAGCUUUGCGUCAAGAGUACAGGUGUUUCUCGUUGUAACCUGAUAUUUGUCGUUUUUAAUCUCAGCUCCGGCUACAGUCAUUAUGAUUUUCGGUCGUCCACAGGCUAUAUCUGGGACGCAAUGCAGACAGAGCCGACCUAAGGGCCAGGCAUCUUACACUCGUUUUAAUCCAAUUGUAAUGAAGAGAAUAAGAAUCUUUCCAAUAUAAAUUCCACGGAA
Aspergillus nidulans FGSC A4 is the source of this 1029-nucleotide messenger RNA. RefSeq lists its product as uncharacterized. Lineage: Eukaryota; Fungi; Ascomycota; Eurotiomycetes; Eurotiales; Aspergillaceae. The transcript has 5 exons. The record is from RefSeq and is a predicted model, not a curated record. Bases 88 to 666 code for a protein of 192 amino acids.